Molecule: messenger RNA, 7053 nt
Organism: Eurytemora carolleeae
Lineage: Eukaryota; Metazoa; Arthropoda; Copepoda; Calanoida; Temoridae
Product: myb-like protein X
Exons: 12
Source: RefSeq, a predicted model, not a curated record
AUGUUAAAACCCCAGUUGACAUGAGUUCACUGAUGAGAGAAGAUGAUUAAAAGAUUCAAUAUAAAAUUAUGGAUUGAUAAUUUUCUUCACACUGAAGUAAAGUACUGAAAUGAAACUAGAAAACUGUGAAGUGUAUCAGUGAAAUUAUAAGACCACGGGGGUAUUAACUAUUGAUUUAAAAUGUCUUUUCAAAUAAACUUAAAAAAGCAUAUUAUAUAAAUAUACGUUGAAUCCAGGAAUAUGAUGAGAUUAGUGAGAAACUUAAAUUGAAAUUUAAAACCAACCUGAAUCUGAACUUAAAACCCAAAUCUGAACCUAAACCUGAACCUGAACCAAACCUUAAUCUUCGAUCUGAACCUGAACAUGAACCUGAACCUGAACAUAACAAAACAUCAGAGCUAGAAUUCAGGUUUUAAUAAAAAAUUCAGAAGCAAUCAAGAAACAAUCAUAAUUGAACGCCCCACUUUAAAUGGAGGGUCACUUCAAAUUACGACUACAGUCCCCGUGAAGAGAGCAUGAGUUAGUUCAGGAAGGAGCAAGAUGUCAGACCAGGAUAAACACAUAACCUCAGUUUACAAUCAACAAAACAGACGGGUUGAACAGUAUGUAGAAGAAAACUAUACAGCAGUUAUAUCGAUCUCUUAUACUCAAGAGGAACCAAGUAUAGGAGCUGGAGUUUCGGUUUCUUGUAACCAGGAUUUUGCUCCUGGAGUAUCCGUUCUCUGUGCUAAUGCUGAACCCGGAGUUUCCAUUCGCUGUGGUUCAUCUGAACCCGGAGCAGGAAACCUCAAACCUAAACCUAAACUCAAGGAUAAUGUGAGUUCUAUCUAUAUAUCUGGAGAGGGGUCGGAUCAGGAUCAGGAAAGAGUUAAAUAUAAGGUUCAAGAGCCAAGAGACACUGGGUUAGACUCUGUUCAAAACCAAGAUCUUCAAAAUCUGGAACAAGACCUUGCUCAAGAUUUGGUUCUAACUGAAGAUGAAGAUCCACUGGAAACACAAUCACAAGAACUAGAUGAUAAAGUGUCUCAAUACACAGUCCAGGACACUGCACAAUACCUUGCUCAAGACCCAAGUCAAGAUCAAGUUCAAGACCCAAGUCAAGAUCAAGUUCAAGAUCCAAGUCAAGAUCAAGUUCAAGACCCUAGUCAAGAUCAAGUUCAAGACCAGAAUCAUGAUUCUCUUCAAGAAUACUAUAGAGACCCAGUUCAACAUUGUGUUCAAGAGUCAGUUGAUGACAUAAUUCAUGAUUUGGUUCAAGACAACGCUAUAUACCAUGGUCACGAUGGUCAAGACCAUGACCAGAACUGUGUGGAAAACCCAGUGCAAGAACCUGAGCAAGACCCAGUUCAAGAUAUAUUUCAUGAACUAGUUGAAGAGACAUGUGAAUACCAUGGUCAAAAUUGUGUCCAAGACCCAGAGAAAGUCCCAGUUCAAGACGCAUUUUAUGAUCUACUUGAAAACUCAAGUGACCACCUUGGUCAAGGACCGAUUAUAAACGAAGUUGAAGAUAGGAUUAAAGAACCUACAAAACACCUAACUCAAGAUUCGUCUGAUAAUACAGUUCAAGACCUGGAUACAGACCUAGUCCUAGACCUAGUUCAAGGAUUGACUACGGAUCCAGAGGAAGAAACAGACUUGGAUGAAGUUCCUUCGAUAAACCAAUUGCAAGAAUUAAACCAAGAUUCAUUGAUGAAAAAACUUUCAGAAGUUCAAGAAGCUAUGACUCAGAUUCUUGAUAAAGACAAUGAUGAGAAUCAAGAAGAAAAUCAGGAAGAAACUCAGGAUGGAAAUCAGAAAGAAACUCAGGAUGGAAAUCAGGAAGAAACUCAGGAUAGAAAUCAGGAAGAAACUCAGGAUAGAAAUCAGGAAGAAACUCAGGACGGAAAUCAGAAAGAAAAUCAGGAAGAAAACCAGGAAGAAAAUCAAGAAGAAAAUCAGGAAAAGAAUAAGAAUGAAAAUCAGAAAGAAAUCCAGGAUGUAGUUUUAAAUCUUGAUGAUCAGCGAAAGAAUCAAGAAACUCAAGAUAUUGUACAGAAGGAGCUUGAUCCUAUAAACAUAGAAAAAGUUACAAAACAAGAAAAUAUGAAUAAGCCUAAAGAGCAGAGCUGUUUUCAACAACUUAUACCUAAAGAAAACUCUGAAAUUUUACAAAAUACUUAUCUUGAACCAUCACUCACACCCAACCCUGAUAUCAUGCAUGCCUGCACUUGUCUCCCUGAGACCCCUGGUGCUGGCCCUACCCCUGAUGAUGACCCAACCAUCAGUAAUGAAUGUGACUGUGUUGCCAAAGAUCUGAAAAGCAUGUGUCAGGAUGGAAUCUCAGGUUCACAAGAAAGAAAUCAAUCAUCUGAGUUUACUGUUGAAGAUCCAAAUCUGCUGAGUUUGACAGAUCGUCUUAAUACAAUUGAAAGUUCACAACAGAAGCAGCCAUUUUGCAAGGAAGAGCCACCAUAUUGCAAAGAGGUGCAGGCAGAAUCUUCAGACCAAGGAAAUUUUUUUGAAAAUUCUAAAGUGAAUCAAGAUGAAACUAGAAUUGAACCCUUCAGCGAGUUUGAAAACGAUAAAUCAGACAAGGAAGAAGUUGUGAGAACAAACUCAGGGUCCACAAACACAUCAACUGAGACUGGAGAUACAGGUUCAACUGUUAUCUGGAAUGAGAAACUGAAACCUUCGUUAGAGGACAGUUUCUCUUCAAUUCCAUCAGAAGACUGGAAUGAAGAUUAUUCGAAGCUGUCAGAAACCUCAUCAUCCUCCUCUAAUGAUAUGGAUGAUAUACCAGAACAUGAAACAAGUGUUGAUGAUUCUCCAGAUCAUUCAGAUGGUAGUAUACCUGAAGAAAACGAUGAUUCCAAUGACUUCUCUGAAGAUAGGAAAAACGGAGAAAUUAAUGAAAGUAGAAUCGAUUAUUCUAAAGACUCUGCAAUAGAGUUUACAUCGGAGGAUUUAAAUUUGACUUUUGAUGAGGGGUGUGUAGAUUAUGUAGAUUAUGAGCUUGUGCUAAAAUCAAUACCUGAGGAGUUGUUGGAUGAAAUAUCAGAGGACAGUUCAGAACAGGAACAAGAGAAUUUACAGGAGCAGGACACUUCGUUGUCCUAUAAGGAGAAAAGGACAGAGCAAGGAGAUGAAAAAAAUGUUGAACAGAAUCUAACAAAUAAAGCUGAGACAGAUAUGGAGAGCCCGGAGCACGAAGGCAAGAAUUUUGAGCAUGCAAGGGAGAAUAAAGAGCAAGAAAAGGAGGAACAAGAGCAAGAACAGUGGGGUUCAGAACAGAACAAUGAGAACAUUUUAUAUCUAAAAUCAGCAAAUAUGUUAAGGACGGAAGAAGAGGUUAAGUCAACCAAGAUACAGGAAGUGUACGCUGAAGGGAAACAAGGGAAUCAGGAACAGGAGCAUGAGAACAUUUUAGAGCAACGGCAUGAGCAUAGUUUAGAGCAGGAUCUAAAGAAUAGUAUUGAGCAGGAUCAGAUGGAGUGCUUAGACCAGGAGCACGAAAUGAAUUCAGAACAAGAUCAGGAAAAGUGUUUAAAACAUAAACAGGAGAGAAUUGCUGCGCUGGAACAGAUUAAGUGUUUAGAAAAAGAACAAGAACAAGAGAAUAAUCUUGAGCAGAAACAGGUCGAGAGUUCAGAAUAUGAACAGGCGAAGAGUCUAAAAGAAGAACACCAGAAAACUGACAAGCAGGAACGGGAGAAGUGUUCAGAUGAGGAACAGGAACAGGAUGAUUUUUUAGAUCUUGAGCAGGAAAAGGUGGAGAGUUUAGAACAAGAACAGGAGACUAAUGUUGAGCAGGAACUGGAGGAUAGUUCAGAACAAGAUCAGGAGAAGAGUUCAAAACUAGAUAAGGAACAGAGUUCAAAACUAGAUCAGGAACAGAGAUCAAAACUAGAUCAGGAACAGAGUUCAAAACUAGAUCAGGAACAGAGAUCAAAACUAGAUCAGAAACAGAGUUCAAAACUAGAUCAGGAACAGAGUUCAAAACAAGAUCAGGAACAGAGAUCAAAACAAAAACAGGAAAACAAUGUUGAGCAGGAAUUCUUGGAGAUUAUUGCUAAGCAGGAACUAGAAAAGAGAUCAGAACAAGGACUGGAGAAUAGUUUUGAGCAUGAAAUGAAGGAGUGCUUGGAACGAGAACUGGAACAGAAUAUAGAACAAGAACAGGAGAAUAUAGAACAAGAACAGGAGAAUAAUCUCGAGAAGGAACUUCGUAAGAGUUCGAGACAGGAACAGGAAAAGAGUUUAAAACAAGAACAGCAGAAUAAUAUUGAACAUGAACAGGUAUAUUGUUCCGACUUGGAGCAGGAAAGGGGUUCAGAACAAGAACAGAAGAGUAUUGAUGACCAGGAAUCGGUGGAGAGUUUAGAACCGGAACAGGAAAAUAGUCUAGAUCAAGAACAGGAAAAUAUUGCUGAGGAGGAACUGGUGGAUUGUUUAGAACAAGAACAGGAAAAUAGUCUAGAUAAGGAACAGGAAAAUAUUGCUGAGCAGAAACUGGUGGAUUGCUUAGAACAGGAAAAUAGUCUAGAUAAAGAACAGGAAAAUAUUGCUGAGCAGGAACCGGGGAAUUGUUUAAAAACGGAACAAGAAAUGAGUCCAGAUCAAGAACCGGAAAAUAUCGCAGAACAGAAACAGGCAAAGAUAAAAAAUUCUCCGGAAGAACCGGAGACUCAUAUCGACCAGAAACAUGUGGAUAGUUCAGAAGAGGAACUGGGAAAUAUUUCCAAAGAGCAGGAGAAUCUAGAACAAGACUUGGAAUCAGAAAUGGGUUUUGAGCAAAAACAGCAGAAAACGUUAGUUCAGAAACAGGAAAGAGGUUUUGAGCAGGAGUAUCACAAAUCUAAAAAUAGUUCUACUGAAAUUGAUAAAAAUGAAAUUAAACAGAAAAAGUCGGUUUCUUUUGAGGAGGAAGUUGAAUGUAUUGGUUACAUAAACAGUGAUUCUUCAGAUGAUACAAAUGAAGAAGGUUUGGAUCAAGAAGAUGAAAAUGAAGUCAACAAACAAGUUGUAGAAGAUGAGGAUCUACUUGAGAAGGGAGAAGUUACGAAUAAUUUGGAUGAUAAGGCUGUAGAUCAAAGAUUUUCAAAACAUGAAUUAGAAGAAACAGAUGCUGACUCUAAUGAUUCUAAAAAUGAAGUUGGGAAAGGGAAAGCCAAAGUCGAUGGUUUUACAGGUAAUCAUUAUGAUGCAACUGAUGUUAAAACAUGCAGAAGUGUCAAAUCAGAUGAUCAAGAUGAAAUAGGUUCAGAAAUCUCUGAUGACAACAAAAACGCAUCUUUUAAAGAUGAAGAUAUUUCUUACACACUUAAAGAUCCAAAAGCAAAUUACCAGAUUCUUGAAGGCUCCGAACAAAGUGCUCAUAAAGUUAUCAAUCCUAAACAAAGCAUUCAUAGUUUAAAACUUGACUUUGAAGAUAUUUAUGUCAAAGCAGAGAUGAAUUAUGAUAAAAAAGCUUGUGAUGACACUGAUCGUGAUGCAAAAAAUCACACAGACAAUUCUAUAGAAAUAAUGGCGAUGGAAAACAAACAUUUUCAAGAUGAAGAUUUGGAAGAAAUAAAUGAGGAUAAGAAUGCAUUAGCAAAAGAUCAUACAGAUGAAAAAGAUGAUGAAACAGAAUAUAAUGCAUUCAAAAAUGGUCUUUCUACUGAUACUAAAGCUACAGCUCAUGAUCAUUCACCUAAUAAAACAAAUGAUUCUGAAGCUGACAAAACUGAAAAAUCUGAAAAUGAUUUUGAUUUGAAAGUUUCCAGCCCAGAUAUGGAUUGUAAAACAGACAAUUCAGGUGUUGAAACUCACUCCUUUAAACCAGAAAAUCCUGAACCUAUCGAAAACAAUGUUUAUGUUGACAAAAAAAGCUUGAAAUCCAAUGGUGUAGAAGUUGAUGUACCAGAUAUUAGUAAUAUUGAGGAGGUUACUGCAGAUAUCGAAACAAAUAUGAAUACUCCUAAAAAUGUACAUGAAGCAGAGAUAUCUCCUGUAAUAAAUGGUGCUAUGAAUAGUGUACCAACGGAUCCUGGUAUAACUAUACCUGCUGAAGUCGAACAAGUGAAAGAGCUGAAAGAUAAAAAUGGAAAGACAAAGAAGAGCAAAUUCAUUCCUGGGCAUAAGAGAGACAGAUCUGUAUCUAUCAACACAAAGUCAAAUUACAACAUGAUAUCACAGAAUAACGAGCUUGAUGAUUCAAAUGUUAAUACAACCAUAUCUAUUGAACCAGAUUCUCCUGAUAAUACAUUUAUAAGAGAAGGAUUUUUAUCAAAAUUCUUCAGAAUUCUUCUGUCCCGCCGGGUCCGAAAGACGGAGGAGAGAGAUGGUUCUGAUGGAGAAUAUGGAGAUGAAUACUCGGAUGAUAUAUCUAACGAUGGAAGUGAUAUAAGUGAGAUUUACCUGAGGAAAAUUAAGGAGAAUGAAACACCAAGGAGAUUCAAGUAUUCACAGUUUGAGAAUUCACCUUUUGAAGAAUUAGUGAAUUUGUGCAAGUCUGGUGACUUACUGGAUAACAGCAGGAUUGCAGACUGCAAUGGAUGGAAGGAAGAUAUAGCAGAAGAAAACUCACAAAAGAAUACAAGUUUGCGGAAUCCUUCUCGAUCAAGAUCUAAGCUGAAAACUGGACACGGAGCUAAGUUUCAAUCUUUGGCAAACCUCUCCGUAAAAGCUGAAUCUCCGGGUGUCAGGGAGAAUAGUCUCAAGUAUCAAUCCUUAUCUAAUAUCAGGCGAUCCCUCUCCAGAUCCAGGAUGGAGAUUCUCAGGAAGGAAGUUCAGAUCAAAAUACCACCAUUGGCUGCUCCAGAGUUCAUGGAAGACGAUCUCGAGAAAAGAGAAGACGACAAGAUUACGAAGAAUGAGGUUGAAGAAUCUGAGGCUUUUUCCAGAUUUUGGCCCAGAUGGAACACCUCUAAAAAAGAAGAGAGCAAGAAGACUGAUUUAAAUGAUGAAAAGUUGAAAGAAAUUAAAAUAAAUGAUACCGGAGUAUUUACUAAUCAAACAGAAGAUCAAACAGAACAAGAGUUAUUAGAAAGUACAAAUAAAAUGAAUACUGAAGCCGUUUUUAUUCAAAAAAAG